This is a messenger RNA of Diuraphis noxia (Russian wheat aphid), 774 nucleotides long. RefSeq lists its product as uncharacterized. The record is from RefSeq and is a predicted model, not a curated record. Lineage: Eukaryota; Metazoa; Arthropoda; Insecta; Hemiptera; Aphididae.
AUGGUGUGGCUGUGUGUAGGUUUUAUGAGCCCGACGCAGUACUUGAAGAUGAAAAAGUCGAAAAAAAUCGAAUUGCUGCCGAUCACACCCGUUUUCGUGCAUCCCAGGAACACUGCACUGAAACCGGGAUACUUUGCGGACAUCAUCAUGCACACGGAUGUCGAGAAAACCGUCAAGUCGUUUUUGGACCUGAGGGGCUGCAAUUGGGGUUACACGGGAGACAAUUCGCUCAGCAGCAGUCUCACCAUACAGAAAUUGCUCAGGACUCACGGCGAAAACUCGUCGUUCUUCGGCAACACGAUAAAGACCGGAAAUCAUUUGUYGACCGUGGAGAAGGUGCAAGAUAAAAACGUGAUCGCCGCCGCCGUCGAUUCUACGGCGUUUUACAAUUACAAAAAUGUUUUGCACAAGGAAUCGGACGACAUAACCAUCUUGCACAGCAUCGGACCGCUACCUCCGUACGCGAUCGUCUGCGGAAAACACUUAAACGAUGAUCUGAAGUCCAAAAUCGUCAACGCGCUGUCGAGAGCCACGAUUGUGCGGUCGUGGAAAGUGCAGUUCGAGAAGUUUGGUCUGAUCAAAUUCGUGGUGAACUCGAAUGACGCCUACUCCGAGUUAGAAUUCACGGAGCCCCUGGGCGGAAGCGGAUUGUCGUCGAUCUAUUAUUGAGGACACGUAAAUUAAUAAUGACAUUAAGUUAUCGUCGAUCUACGUACCUACUUAUAGCAAUAAUAGGCCUCAAUAAUAAUAAAGUCUGUUUACCAAUAGUUUUAA